Molecule: messenger RNA, 429 nt
Organism: Camelina sativa (false flax)
Lineage: Eukaryota; Viridiplantae; Streptophyta; Magnoliopsida; Brassicales; Brassicaceae
Source: RefSeq, a predicted model, not a curated record
AUGAAGACGAAGAAGUCUUCCAAAGAAGGAAAGCGUUGCAGAUUAUAUGUGACUAUGAAAAGAGUUGUUCUUGAUGGAGAAAGUGUGUUCAAAAGGCUUAAUGAAGCAAUGGGUAAUGUUCAUAAGACUGCUAUACUUCCGGGUCUGAAAACUGCAUUGGCUACUGCGAACAAAGAUGAAGACGACUCCGAGGGAAGGACAGCACUGUAUUUGGCUUGCUCGUAUGGCAAGGUGAAAUGUGCUAAAGUUCUUCUGGAAGCUGGAGCAAAUCUCAACGCGGUUGACAAAAACAAGAACACACCGUUGCACUAUGCUGCUAAUUGUGGGAGGAAAAAAACCCUGCAAAACAUGGAUGACAAAAAUCCCAUUGAUUUGGCUAAGCUUAACUAUCAGCUUGACGUUAUGAACCUCCUUGAGAAGGACGCAUGA